Molecule: messenger RNA, 1815 nt
Organism: Kickxella alabastrina
Lineage: Eukaryota; Fungi; Kickxellomycota; Kickxellomycetes; Kickxellales; Kickxellaceae
Exons: 1
Coding region: 1-1815 (604 amino acids)
Source: RefSeq, a predicted model, not a curated record
AUGAGCUCAAUUCAACUGACCAAAGAGCUUCUCGACACCUUCAUAGGCACCACAAAGCAGCGCACCGCCACCCUGCACGCCACCCACACCCUGGCAGCGUCUGUUUUCGGCACGCUCGCGCUUUUCUGGCACAUCCCCACCAGCAUCAACCACCCCCUACACCGCGUCCUCGGGCGCACUGCAUUCAUCCUCAUAAGCGGCAACAGCACCUCCACACAAACCACCACGCUCGCCCUGCGCCACACCCCAAACAUCACCUGCGGAGUCCACCCGUUGGGUGAGUGGGGGGGCUUGGUGAGUGCUGGCUCCGGGGUGCUGGCGCUAGGCGAGUAUGCGUGGCCAAUGUGUAGGCUGGAGACGGUCGAGCGGGAUGCGGCCAGGGGGUUGGCGGCGCAGUAUGCGCAGCUUGUGCCCCUGCUGGGCGGCGACGCAAUGCCAUUGGUGGUGUUUACGAGGGAGGCCGGGAGGCCGUUCUACUUGGUGGUCUCUGGCGCGGCAGCGGGCGGGGCCGACAGCGGGUUUGCCAGCGUGGCGGCGGUCAGGCUGGCGGAGGCGGGGGCGGGGGCGGCCGAGGACUGGGCGCCAGGGGCAGCGGUGCAGCACUGGGCCGAGUACGACGUUCUCGGGUCGGCCCUCUGCAGCGAGGAGGGCGAAGAGGAGGACCCGGGGCCGUACGUUGUGCUGCACGGCGUGUGGGCGCAGGACACAGAGGCUGGGCCCGCCAUGGGCCGCGUGGGGGUUCCGCCGGAUCCGCCGGCGUCGACGCAGUGGGCGCUGGAGCUGGUCGCCGGCACGCACCAGCCAGGCGGCGGCGGCGGCGGCGGCGGCAGCCCGGCGCUGCACCAGCUAUACCGCGAGAUCGGCCGCCUGGACGACUGCCACGCAGCCUGGGCCCACGCCAAGCCCUGGCAGGCAAGCCUCAGCGGCUCCGCGCUCGCCGGCCACCGCGAGCAGUUCGGCCGGCUGCUCGACGCGCUACUAGGCGCCGGCGCCGGCGCCAGCGCCAGCAGCGGCGGCGCUUCGCCGGGCGCGGCGCAGGACGAGGACGGGUUUCCGCGGCGGCCAGACGUGGACUUUGGCGAUCGGCUGUGGCUGCUUGCCGCCGAGCACGCGCGGGACGCCGACGACCUCGGCGAAAUCCUGGCGGCCGUGGCCGAGGCGCUGGAGUCCGGCGUGCUGCAGCCGGUGCUGCGCUGCCAGAACCAGUGCCCGGUGGCGUGCGAGCUGCGGCGCGCGCUGGCCGCGCCGGAGACUGCGGCGGACGCUGCCGCGCAGCUGGACGCGUGGGCAGCCCCGCCGCAUGUCUUCCGCGUGUUCGCCGAGCUUGGGUGGGAGAAGCUGCGCGCGGACAUUGGCCAUUGGCUCGCCAGCGCCCAGCUCGGCUUGGCCGGCGCCCAGCUCGGCCCGGCCGGCAGCGAUCUCGGCUCGACGAGCCAUCUGCGCAGCCUGGCGCGCGCCGCCGAGCUGUGGUGGCUGGCCAGGGAGGCGGUGCCGGGGCUGCCGCCGGCGUUUGUGCGCCAGGCGGUCGUCGGCACGCUGGCGUGGCUCGCAGCCAACACAGACGGCGGCGGCGGCGGCGAGUUGCGCGCAAUGGUGGCUCUGCCAAUGUACUCCCGCGAGGUGCUCGACUUCACGCACGCGCUGGCCACUGCCGCCGGCCCGGCGCAGUACGCCGUGCAGGGCGUUGGGCCCGGUGGCCACGGGCGGCGCAGCACGCUGCUGACGCGCACGCCGGCGCAAGUCGACGCGCACUUUGCUCUGCCAGUGGACGCCGAGGACGAGCGGUACUCCUGCUUCGAGGCCAUUCUCUAUUAA